UGGAGCUAUUAUUGAUACUUCUUUUAGCUUGCCUCUGCUCCAAGCAGCUCAUUGCAUCAUGCAAAAAUUCUCAUUCCCCUCAACAACUCUGCAAGGGAGGCUAAAUAGAGCAGUGGCAACAUAAAAGGUCUUCCAGUGAACUUCUUGGUGGAGCAGGAAUUAGAAACAUCCUCCUCCAAGUCCUGCCAGGGGUGUUUGUGCCCUCACUCUUGCAAGCUUCUUCCCUGCAGGUUUCAGCCAUGUGGCUCUACCUGGCUGCCCUGCUGGGGCUUUACUUCCUUCGCCGAUGGUACCAGGAGAGACAGAUGGUGGAGAACCUGACGGAGAAAUACGUCCUCAUCACUGGCUGUUCCUCUGGCUUUGGGAACCACCUUGCCAAGCAGCUGGAUGCCCGGGGUCUGCGGGUGUUGGCAACCUGUACCACACAGAAGGGGACAGAGCAGCUGGAGAAGGUCACCUCAGAGCGCUUGAAAACCACUGUUCUGGAUGUCACCAGUACAGAGAGCAUUGCGGCAGCGACGGAGUGGGUGAAAGAACAAGUGGGGAACAAAGGGCUCUGGGGCUUGGUGAACAAUGCGGGAAUAUGUGUCCCAGCAGGUCCCUGUGAAUGGCUGACCAAAGAUGACUUUGCAAAGGUGAUCAAUGUCAACCUUCUUGGGAUGAUUGACGUGACGCUACACAUGCUGCCCCUGGUGAGAAGAGCCAGAGGGAGGGUGGUCAACAUCUCCAGUGUGCAUGGACGACUGUCAUGCUUUGGAGGCGGUUACGCCCCAUCAAAGUAUGGUGGAGAAGCCUUCUCUGACACCCUGAGAAGAGAGGUCCAUCAUUUUGGAGUCAAAGUCAGCGUUGUUGAACCAGGUACUUUCAGGACAGCCAUGCUGUCAAAAUCACGUGAGUCCUACGAACCUUUAUGGAGCCGGUUACCUUCUGACCUCAAGGAAUGCUAUGGGCAGCAGUACUUUGAGCAAUGUCGCAAAGUAGGCGAAACUAUCUUCAAGACUGGCAGCGACAACCUUCACCUGGUCACCGACUGCAUAGAACAUGCCCUGACAUCCUGCUCCCCUCGCACUCGCUACUCUGCAGGCUGGGAUGCAAAGCUCUUCUACCUUCCUGCCUCUUACUUGCCAACCACCAUCACUGACUUCGUAAUGGGCUGGAUUUGGCCUAAACCAGCUCAAGCAGUAUAGGGUUGUUGUUGUUUUAAAAAAGUGACUAUAGAAUAAUCAAAACAUACAAUACAACAAAGUAAAGAACCAAGAGGCAACUUACUAUUAUAGUUCCCCAAUUCAUAAUUAGAUAUUACUUUGAAAGACAGAAAGGUUCAAUCCCAAGAUUGAUCAAGGAAAAUUGGAAUUUUAUUUUCAUGGAAGCAAAGAGGGCUAGUAGUAAUGAGUAUUCAUAUUUAUUUAAUACCAAAUCAAAUCAAUUAUGGUGGGAUUGCUCCAGUGUUUUUUUAAGUUUUUUUUUUAAUAAUCCAUUGGUUUAGCAGUGCAUCUUGAAACAUGUAUCAAAUGAGUCUUUCUCCCCCUGAAAUUGCAAUAUGUAGGGAUUUAUUAAACCAGAUGUUAAGGGGAAAGUCUCAUAUUUCUCCAUCCUUACCAGAUGGUCAGUCUGGCUGCAACCAGCAAAUAUAACAGUUUUGUAGACUAAUGAUGUAUUGCCAUCUUCAACUAUUGAUUACGAACAUCGUUGGACACCUGAUGUUAACUCGUCUUCCUACAGUCUCAGAUUCUUUUGUAAAACUCAUCUCCAGAACUUAGGUACAAAUUUGCGGUCAACCAAGUUCAUCUAUUUGAAGGAGUUAGUAAAGGGACAGCUGAGGGAUGAGAAAUUUGCUAAAAAAGAAGAAAAUGUUAAUUGAAGAUAAAUAUGUAAAAUAAGCAUAUUUUAGGGCUUGCCGAUCAGAAGGUCGGCGGUUUGAAUCCCCGCGACGGGGUGAGCUCCCGUUGCUCGGUCCCAGCUCCUGCCAACCUAGCAGUUCGAAAGCACUUCAAAGUGCAAGUAGAUACAUAGGUACAGCUCCAAGUGGGAAGGUAAAUGAUGUUGCCGUGUGCUGCUCUGGUUCCCCAGAAGCGGUUUAGUCAUGCUGGCCACAUGACAUGGAAGCUGUGUGCCAGCUCCCUCGGCCAAUAACACGAGAUGAGUGCCGCAACCCCA
Messenger RNA from Zootoca vivipara (common lizard), 2157 nucleotides. RefSeq names its product 17-beta-hydroxysteroid dehydrogenase type 6. Gene Ontology annotation, cellular component: intracellular membrane-bounded organelle. Gene Ontology annotation, biological process: steroid metabolic process. Lineage: Eukaryota; Metazoa; Chordata; Lepidosauria; Squamata; Lacertidae. Gene Ontology annotation, molecular function: oxidoreductase activity. The record is from RefSeq and is a predicted model, not a curated record.